Uloborus diversus is the source of this 1276-nucleotide messenger RNA. It is a transcript of the gene bai, whose product is annotated as transmembrane emp24 domain-containing protein bai-like. The transcript is spliced from 5 exons. The record is from RefSeq and is a predicted model, not a curated record. Bases 133 to 759 code for a protein of 208 amino acids. Gene Ontology annotation, biological process: endoplasmic reticulum to Golgi vesicle-mediated transport; intracellular protein transport; Golgi organization. Gene Ontology annotation, cellular component: COPII-coated ER to Golgi transport vesicle; endoplasmic reticulum; Golgi apparatus. NCBI's taxonomy places the organism in Eukaryota, Metazoa, Arthropoda, Arachnida, Araneae, Uloboridae.
CAACUUAAAAGUUAAAUUCUAGCAGCUCUAUUUUUCCGACAGCGUUGUGCCACGUCUCGUUGUUUAUUUAUCUAUAUUUAUGGCCACAUUUCAUUUUGUUUAGAUUUAUAAUAACUAAAGUAGUGUAAAAAUAUGCUGACAAUGCAUAUUUUUGAGCGUUUUUGUGUUGCGUCAUGUCUUUUAGUUGUAGCAAACUGCUUAAUGUUUCGAUUACCCGCAAACAGCAGACGGUGUUUAAAAGAAGAAGUUCAUAAAGGUGUUCUAGUCAGCGGUGAAUAUGAUUUGAGCGAUGCACCGGGCCAAAAGACUGACUUAAUGUUUACUGAUACAAAAGGACACAUAUUGGUAUCAAGAGAAAAUAUUGAUAAAGGAAAGUUUGCUUUUGUUACAGAUGACUAUGAUGUUUUUGAAGCUUGUUUCAUCUCAAAAUCACCUGCUGGUCAAAGAGGACAAGACAGGGAUGUAGUUCUCACUUUGAAACAUGGUGUUGAAGCUAAAAGUUAUGACAGUAUAGCUGAAGUUGGUAAGUUAAAGCCAUUGGAAGUUGAGCUGCAGAAACUUGAAGAUCUUUCUGAAUCAAUUGUGAAAGAUUUUGCUUAUAUGCGUCAGAGGGAAUCUGAAAUGCGUGAUACAAAUGAGUCUACAAAUUCUAGGGUACUCUACUUCAGCAUAUUUUCCAUGUGUUGUCUACUGGGUUUAGCUACUUGGCAAGUCUUGUAUUUAAGAAGGUUUUUCAAAGCAAAGAAACUUAUUGAAUGAAGUGAUUUCUAUCAUAGAACUUUUGUGUGGAGUUGGUCAUUUUUCAAAACAGCUAGAAUUGCUUUAGCCUUUUUUAAACACUUAUGGCACAAAACUAUUCAAUAUUUUUACAAAAUGAAUAUCAGGCUUGUAUAUGGUUUUAAAUUCAUGUUCUGUAAAGCUUAACUGAAGAUACUUAUUGAUAACUCAUUGUAUGUAUGUAUUUGAUUUUUUUUUUUUUAACUUUUUUUUUUGUUUAUUUUCUUUUUUUUCUUACCAUUAAAAAAGUAUUCUGGAAUAAAGUGAGAUUUUUAUUAUCAUUUUUCAAAUUAUUGGAGAAAAAGGACUUUUUGAUCAUGUAAAACUGUUUUCGGUAGUAUGUUUGCAUUAUGGCUGCACUACCCCCAUCAUUCUAACAUUUUGUCCAAAACCAUCAAUAGUAAGUUUUGACAACUACUUUGAAACUCAUUUCAUGUAUCAUUUGCUACAUAUCUCAAAUGUUGCAAAAGUAUUUGAAUAAAGUUACUUUUAUUGUAUC